This is a messenger RNA of Engraulis encrasicolus (European anchovy), 1955 nucleotides long. RefSeq names its product UDP-glucuronosyltransferase 2A3-like. The record is from RefSeq and is a predicted model, not a curated record. The coding region runs from base 24 to 1247 and encodes 407 amino acids. NCBI's taxonomy places the organism in Eukaryota, Metazoa, Chordata, Actinopteri, Clupeiformes, Engraulidae. The transcript has a single exon. Gene Ontology annotation, molecular function: UDP-glycosyltransferase activity.
UGGUAGUGGAGCGGUUCUCAGAAAUGCACAAGGAUAUUUGUACAAUGGUGACUAUGAUGUUUGAAGAUGAGAGUCUUAUGAUGUCACUCCGGGAUGCAAAAUACGACCUGGUUCUGACGGAUCCUGCUUUUGGAGGUGGGGUGUUUCUUGCACACCGGCUUCAGUUGCCACUGGUGUUGAAUGUGAGAUGGACUGUGCGUGGAGAGGCUCACCUCGCCAUUGCCCCGUCCCCUCUCUCAUACAUCCCCUUUCCAGGGGCUGAGCUGACAGACAAGAUGACUUUCUUUCAAAGACUGCACAAUGUAAUGAUUUAUGUGAUCAGUCAGUCCCAUUUCAGUCAAAUGACUGAACCCCACUACACUGCUCUCGCCAAACGUUACUUUGGUCCUGACGUCGACUACUUCUCCCUGUUCCAGGAUGCCGACAUCUGGCUCAUGAGGAAUGACUUCACCUUCGAGUUCCCACGCCCGACUAUGCCCAAUGUGGUGUACAUGAGUGGGUUUCAGUGCAAACCUGCUAAAGCACUUCCUGUUGACCUGGAAGAAUUUGUCCAAAGUUCAGGGGAACAUGGAGUCAUCAUCAUGUCCUUGGGAACUGUGUUUGGUAAGCUCCCAAGUGACAUCACUGAGGAGAUUGCUGCUGCUUUUGCGCAGCUUCCCCAAAAGGUAAUUUGGAGACACCAAGGGCCAAAACCAUCCACUCUUGGCAACAAUACCUUACUGGUGGAUUGGCUGCCCCAAAAUGACCUGCUGGGCCACCCAAAGACCAAAGUGUUUGUAGCUCAUGGAGGCACCAAUGGUGUCCAGGAGGCCAUCUACCAUGGUAUUCCAAUAGUUGGCUUGCCUUUGGUUUUUGAUCAACCUGACAAUCUAUCCAAGAUGGUAGCGAAAGGAACAGCAAAGGUGGUGGACAUUGCUACCAUGGACAGAGCAGUGUUUGUGGAGGCGCUAAGGGAGGUGCUGCAUGAACCAUCCUACAGGGAGAACAUGCAGCAGCUUUCCAGGAUCCACCAUGACCAGCCCAUGAAGCCUCUGGACCGUGCCAUCUUCUGGAUCGAGUUUGUGAUGAGGAACGGUGGCGCCUCUCACCUUCGCUCACAGUCCUUCAGGAUGUCCUGGAUUGUUUACCAUUCGGUAGACGUAAUACUGACACUGAUGACUGCUCUUCUCCUCUUCCUACUGAUUGUCUUCCUGAUCAUCAAGAAAUGCCUCUCAGUCUUAGUUAGGAAGAAAAUGAAACCUGAAUAGUAGGCCAUUAUAGUUUAGUUUUGUUCAGUGUUUAUGUAGCAGGGACAGUGCACAACAUAUAAUUGAGCCAGAUUAUAGCCACGAGGCUGAUUUUCAUCUGUAGUCCCUGACAGGAAGUGGUGUUGAGUUAAAUAGAGGAUUAAAAUGAAUAAUACCACAAAAAUAUGACAAAACAAGUAAUGGGUGUACUGUGUGCAAUUACAGGCCUACAGUAUAUUGCAGGGGCAAGUAGGCAUACAUGAUUAAAAAGAUAAACUAAAGAAACAAAAAAUAUGAUAUAUGAUAAAGUAAACACAAUGACACAAAAACACAAGAUCAAUGACCAAAAUGUCCACAGUGCUGCCCUGCUUUUAUCAAUUUCUUAUGACCUGAUUUAAAACUACUGAAUGUGUUUCUUUGAUAAUUACAGGAAUACUAUUCCAUAGCCCUGAUGUGUUUACUGAGAAGGCACUUUGGCCAAAAGUGGAAUUUCUAAACACACUUAAGCAGUCCCCUCUAGAUGACGCUCUUGUAGUCCUUGUAUUAUUUGUGGAUCUGCUCAGACUCACAAAUUGCUUAAGGGGAGGGGCAAGAUCACUUAUAAUUUAAAAAAAUAAAUAGGGAAUAUAUCGUACUCAGUUGCUCAGUUCUUCACUCAAAGGAAGAAGAAAUAACUGAGUGUGAUCUAUUCCCUAUUUACUUGAUUACUUUAGAGAUGCACCAACAAGA